Cordyceps militaris CM01 is the source of this 1836-nucleotide messenger RNA. RefSeq names its product dihydroxyacetone kinase. Gene Ontology annotation, biological process: glycerol catabolic process. Gene Ontology annotation, cellular component: cytosol. Gene Ontology annotation, molecular function: glycerone kinase activity. The record is from RefSeq and is a predicted model, not a curated record. The transcript is spliced from 2 exons. NCBI's taxonomy places the organism in Eukaryota, Fungi, Ascomycota, Sordariomycetes, Hypocreales, Cordycipitaceae. Bases 1 to 1836 code for a protein of 611 amino acids.
AUGUCGACGAAACACUACUUUCCUUCCACUGCGGCAAACACGUUGGUUCCGCGAGCGCUUCGAGCCCUGACAACCGCAAACCCUCACCUGGCUCUUGACGAAGAGCAUCGCGUUGUCUUGAGCAAAAGCCAUGACCAGUCGCGCGUGAGUGUGAUUGGUGGGGGCGGUUCCGGUCAUGAGCCAGCAUGGAGUGGCUUCGUCGGCGAUGGACUGCUCUCCGCCGCUGCCUGCGGCGACAUCUUUGCUUCGCCAAGCGCGAGUCAGGUUCUGGCGGCCAUGGACGCCGUGCCUUCAGACCAAGGCACCAUCCUACUAAUUACCAACUACACCGGCGACAGAUUACAUUUUGGGUUGGCUGCCGAGAAAGCCAAAGCAAAGGCAGCCUCGUCUGGCCAACAGGGCAAUCGCAAGGUUGCUAUUGUGGCGGCCACAGAUGAUGUCUCCAUUGGGAGGAAAGUGUUCAAGGCGAUGAAAAUCCUGUGUUCUGCGGCUGCUGAGAACUGGCUCUUCGACGACUGUGUGCAUCUUGCUGAAACCAUCAACGCUCAUACUGUAUCUAUUGGCUCCGCCUUGGAUCACUGUCACGUUCCUGGCCGACAACACCAAUCGGUCGCCGAAGACACAUGUAUCAUUGGCGCAGGAAUCCACAACGAACCAGGCCGGCGCAUGCUGACGCCGUUCCCAUCUGUUGAUGAAAUCAUCAAACAAUGUCUUGCUCUCUUGUGUAAUCAAGAUGACCCCGAAAGAGGAUUUGUCGAGUUCGGCAGCGGAGAUGAGAUUAUCAUGCUCAUAAACAACUACGGGGGCUUAUCAACACUUGAACUCGGCGCGUUGACAGACGAAGUUCAAACUCAGCUAGCGAAACUAUAUGGCUUGAGGCCAUGCCGGACCAUGAUGGGCGCAUUUGAGACAUCGCUUAAUGCCCCUGGCUUCUCCAUCUCCCUAGCUAACCUAUCCGCGGCAGCCAGGCAGUGUGAUAGCACCACCUCGAAACUCUUAGAGUUGCUUGAUCGGCCAACGACGGCGGUGUCUUGGCCCAACGUUACCAACUUUGACAGGAGUGCCACACCACAGGUCAGCAAGGCGGGCGUCAACGGACUAAACGCUCAAUCGCACAGCGCCGAGAAAACGACAUUUUUCGACAUCGUGGGUUCAGAAGGAGGUUUUCCCGUGGACGCGAAGCUGCUGGAAAAGGCCGUCCGAUCCGCCUGCGAGGCUGCCAUAUCAGCAGAACCGCAUCUUACAAAAUGGGAUAUGAUAAUAGGCGAUGGGGAUUGCGGCGAGGCAGUCAAGGACGUGUGCGAAGCUGUGUUGUCCUUACUCGACAAGGGCGCCGCAUCUAGGGGGUCCUUGCUAAACUUUCUCGGGAUUCUCAUGGAAACGCUGGACAAGAUGGGCGGCACUCUAGGAGCUAUUUUCGGAAUCUUUCUGUCAGCAUUUUACUCUGCCCUCAAACAACCCGUGGAGCAGCACACCACCUCGACUGUCACCAGAUCGGAGCGCCUGUCCAAGUCUGUGGCGUCUGCUGUUGACAGCCUGCAGAGACAUACCCCCGCAAGGGAAGGCGACCGUACAGUGAUGGAUGUUUUUAUCCCGUUUGCCAAUGCGUACGCCGAGUCAGUCGACUUUGCGGCUGCCGUACAGGUGGCGGGAGACAAGGCUCUGGCCACGCGCUGGAUCAAGCCGAGUCUAGGAAGAGCGAGUUAUGUCGGCGAUGCUGCCACGAAGGAGCUUCCCGAUCCCGGAGCGUGGGCUUUGUAUGAGAUGCUUUGGGGUCUCGCUCAAGGGGUCGGUAUGGACGUGCCGCGGGUGAGCAGAGAUCAGGGUGAAGCUUGA